Erpetoichthys calabaricus (reedfish) is the source of this 4536-nucleotide messenger RNA. Its product is annotated as zinc finger protein 420-like. The coding region runs from base 235 to 3525 and encodes 1096 amino acids. The record is from RefSeq and is a predicted model, not a curated record. NCBI's taxonomy places the organism in Eukaryota, Metazoa, Chordata, Cladistia, Polypteriformes, Polypteridae. The transcript is spliced from 5 exons.
GUCAUCGAUAUGCGACGAGGACUCGCGAUUUCCUGUCGCUACUCGAUUCGCGUGUCCGGAAAAAAGGAAGACAAGAGAGAAAAGAGCGUCGAGUAGGCCGAAGAGUGCCGUUCCCAUGACCGUGCAGCGAGGUGUGUGUGUGAUGGUCUCCAGGCCAGGGCUGUCCAUGUAAGCAAGGAAUCCUAGAAGAGCAGACCAGACACUUGAGGAGAAAAGAAGAGUUUAACACAGAACAUGGCCUCGGUGGAAGAGCAUGUCAUGUAUGAAAAACUGGCCCACAUUAAGCAAGAGGACUGUGAAUGGGGUGCACCAGAGCCUUUCUAUAUCAAACUGGAGAAUUGUGAAGGAGGAAUUUCAGUUUUUAAAGAGGAGGAUUCCAAGGACCACGUUGCUGACAUUAAAUCUGAGAGACUGGAAGGUAAUUGUGAGAACUCUCAUUCCAGUUUACAGUCUUGGGACACUACAUUUGGACAAGUGGCUACCGAGCAGAAUUGCAUGGAACUGAAAUCGGAGUUAAUGGAGUUUGAAGAGAAAAUCAAGAGAGAAGAAGAUGAACAAAAGCAGCCGUCAUCUUGGAGCGUUGGAAUGAAUUACCAGAAGAAUGGCAACUUCUGUCCGUGUCCAGUUGGUCAGACAUCUCUUCAAAGCAGCAGCUUUCUUCCUACUGUUAAACUAACACAGGGAGAAGCCAUCAGCACUGAGCAAGAACAAUUAUAUAAUACAGACAAAGAGUCCUUGCAGGCCUACAGUGAAUGCAGGAAAAUGUUCAAAAACGCUCCUGACUCCAAAGAUCAUAAGGCUACUUGUAAAAGAAAGGAACCCUAUGUCUGUUCGGAAUGUGGUAAACUCUACUCAAGGAGUCGCUCCCUUUACAAACACAAAAGAAACCACACUAUAGGAAAGCCUUACAGCUGCUCAGAGUGUGGCAAGUGUUUCUUAGACAACAGCAGUCUUACUAACCAUCUGAGAAUUCACAAGGGAGAGAAACCAUAUUGCUGUUCAGAAUGUGGCAAACGAUUCUCACAAAUUAGCAGUCUUACUAGCCAUAUGAGAAUCCACACUGGAGAGAAACCAUUUUGCUGUUCAGAAUGUGGCAAACGAUUCUCACAAACUAGCCAUCUUCAUAGACACACAAGAAUCCACACCGGAGAAAAACCUCAUUGCUGCUCUGAUUGUGGGAAGCGAUUCUCUGAUAAGAGUGCUCUUCAGAAGCACAAACUAAUUCAUACUGGAGAGAAGCCAUAUUGCUGUUCUGAAUGUAACAAAAAAUUUACUUGCAAUAGAAAUCUUCAGAAUCACAAACUAAUUCACACUGAAGAGCAACCUCAUUGUUGUUCUGAAUGUGGCAAAAGAUUUUUGUAUAUUAGCAGUCUUUUGGCGCAUGGAAAAAUUCACAGUGGAGAAAAACCUUAUUGUUGUCCUGAUUGUGGUAAGCGAUUCUUUAACAACAGUGCCCUUCAGCGCCAUAAAAUAAUUCAUACUGGUGAGAAACCUCACGGCUGCCCCGAGUGUGGCAAGCAUUUUUCAGACAGCAGCAGCCGUAUUAGGCAUAUGAGAAUCCACACUGGAGAGAAACCUUGUUGCUGUUUGGAAUGUGGCAAGCGAUUCUCGCAUAUAAGCCAUCUUCGGAGCCACACAAAAACCCACACUCAAGAAAAACCUCAUGGCUGUUCUGAAUGUGGCAAGCGAUUUUCCCAUUUAAGCAAUCUUCAGAGGCACACCAGAACUCACACUGGAGAGAAACCAUAUUGCUGUUCAGAGUGUGGCAAACGAUUCACACUUAAAUGCAGUCUUCGGAGGCACACAAGAAUCCACACAGGAGAAAAACCUUAUUGCUGUUCUGAAUGUGGCAAACACUUUUCUGUCAGUAGUCGGCUCCAAAGGCAUCAAAGAAUUCACAGAAGAAGGGCAGACACUUUGGUGGGGGGGAGGCGAAGAGUUUUACACGAAGCAAUGGCCUCAGUCAGAGAGGAUGGCACGGAUGAACGGCCGGCACGGAUUAAACAAGAGGACUGUGAAUGGGGGGCCCCAGAGGAUUUGACUUUGAAGGAGGAGGACUGCGAACACAGCAUCUCCUGCUUUAAAGAGGAGGAGAUUGUCGAAGUUAAAGUCGAGGAUACAGAAGAGUCGUCGGCGAGUCCUGAACUUGAAACACCCGAAACUGGGCACGUGGUCAAGCAGGAUCUUUCUGGAGCAUCUCACCCCAGUUUCCAGCAUGGGCUCACUGAUUCAGGACACUGGACUGCCCAGCAGAGUUCUGUGGAGCUGAAAGCCGAGUCUUCUGAGUCUGAAGAGAAAGUCACCGAAGGAAAUGGGAGAAGUGGAGAAGAGCAGCAGUCAACUGGGAGUGCUGGGAUAAAUUCACUGGACAUGGGCAGUUUCUCCACAUCUUCAUCGGCGGGGACUUCUUUCCAGUGCAGACUGCAACACAAACAAGACAAGGCGAGGGUGAAGAAGUUGAGAAAAGGGUCGCAGAAUUUGACAGCAGCCUCUUUGCAGUGUGGUUCUUUUUCUGAUGUCAAACUUGGAAGGAGGGAAGCCAUCAGCCCUGAUCAACAAGCGCAUCAGCACAUCCGAAUUCACAGUGCCGAGAAACCCCACUGUUGUUUAGAAUGUGGCAAACAGUUCUCACGAGUAAGCCAUCUUCAGAGGCACACAAGAAUCCACACUGGAGAGAAACCAUAUUGCUGUUCUGAAUGUGGCAAACAAUUUUCGCUAAAGCACAAUCUCCAGAGUCAUACAAGAAUCCACACUGGAGAAAAGCCUUACUGCUGUUCUGAAUGUGGCAAGUGUUUCUUAGACAGCACCAGCCUUAACAUUCACGUGAUACUUCAUACCGGAGAGAAACCCCAUUGCUGUCUAGAAUGUGGUAAACGAUUCUUACGAAUAAGCAAUCUUUACACCCACCAAAGAAUCCACACUGGAGAAAGACCAUAUGGGUGUUCUGAAUGUGGCAAACGCUUCUCCCGUAGUAACACUCUUCAGAAGCAUAUACGAAUUCAUACUGGAGAGAAACCAUACUCUUGUUCUCAGUGUGGCAAAAAAUUCUCACAAGUAAGCAAUCUUCAGAGCCACCAAAGAAUCCACACUGGAGAAAAGCCGUAUUGCUGUUCCGAAUGUGGUCAGAGAUUCUUUGACAGUAGCGCUCUCCAGCAGCACACACGGGUUCACACUGGCGACAACCCGUACUGCUGUUCUGAAUGUGGCAAACACUUCUUUAAAAGUAGCGCUCUCAGGCAGCACAUACGCAUUCAUACCGGAGAGAAGCCAUAUAGCUGCUUGGAGUGUGGCAAACGAUUUUCACAACUAAGCAAUCUUCGGAGCCACAAAAGAAUCCACACUGGAGAAAAACCGUAUAGCUGUUCUGCCUGUGGCAAACAAUUCUCUGACAGUAGCAAUUUCAAACAGCACACUCGAGUGCAUACUGGAGAAAAGCCAUAUUGCUGCUCUGUGUGUGGCAAAAGCUUUUCCCAUAAUAGCACUUUUCGCAAACAUACAAAAAUACACACAGCAGGGAAAACGUAAUUGCUGGAUUUGAUAAAGGAUUCUCAUUUUUAUAUGGGCUUCAUAGAUUCUAAGGAGAAUUGAAGCCUUGAGGCGUACAGUAGAGAGGGGAUGAUGGAGAAUGAGUCAAAGUCACCUGCCUAGUUGCUCAAGUCAUGGGGGGCUCCCUUCAUGUGGUGGGCUUUGUUCAAUAAUUUCUAAACUAAACCUCAUCAAUGCAAAACUGCUUUCUUAGUUUGAAAUUACAGUUAUCUCAGAAUAAAAGGAGCACACCCUUUGCAUCAGCGCUGUGGUAGGUGAUGGUGCCAGCAAUCUUCAGAUCAAGACCUCCAAAGCGAUGUCAGUCCAGAUGGGCAGUGGCGCCAAUCCCACCGUGAUGGAACAGACAACACCACAUCAGCUUACCUCGUGCAAGAAAUUAAGGGUCGGUUUAUACUUCACGCGCACAAUCACAGCUGCCAUGCGUUCUCAGCGGUCAUUUGACGGGUGCUCAGAAAUGAACGCGACGAGUUGCAGUACCGGGAAAAGGUCAGGAGGGGGCACAGUGCGAUAAAAGUCGGAACGUGACGUCAGAGUCUCUCUUUACUAUCGACACGUGACAGAAAGUCAAUGUGCGGUGCUGCGAUGUUUGACGUAGUGAAGCAAAAUGCUGCCAUACAAAUGCAUUCGUGGUGCUUUUAUAUUCAAGCGUCGCAUAUUCCCCAACGUAAUGACACAUUUUAAAAGUCUCACAUGUACCGUCUUCUGUGCCGUCUUUGUUUUUUCAUCAGAAUGUAGGGCAGCAUAUUUGAGCCACAGAGAAAAAAAUUAGAGACGCCAUGGAAAGGCCUAAUUUGUGAUUUCAGUGGAAAUUGCAGCUUUAAUCUCGAAAUGUCCACUUUAACCUCGUAGUUUAUGAUUAAAGCAGACCGUCGUAAACGUCAUCUUAAAACUGGCCCAGUUGUUAAUCGCUGUGUGCUUCUGGGACUUCCUCCUGACCUAACAGCAGCAGUAGGAAGCGAUUGCCACACAGAACACGUUACAUUUGUGAUA